Molecule: messenger RNA, 471 nt
Organism: Ostertagia ostertagi
Lineage: Eukaryota; Metazoa; Nematoda; Chromadorea; Rhabditida; Trichostrongylidae
Source: the annotation of a GenBank genome assembly
AUGAAACAUCCUUUGGAAGGAAUGGAAAACGCUUUCAUACCUGCAGGACAGCAUUUAUCCCGGGCUUCCCUUGCAAAGAUGUCCCCUGAACAGAGCAGAAUACUACGAAGAGUCCAUUUGGGGAGGCCUCCUUACGGACUGCUCCCGGAGCCGGAUAUGGUCAGUACACUCCACUUCUAUCAAGCCAUGCAGGCCGAAUACGAGUGCUCCGGGUUCUUCGUACACAGCCAGUGGACCAGCUUCGAUAACCCAGACGCCGUAUGCACUUUGAGAUUCUUCAAAAACAAACAGUGGGCCAAGCCGGUCGGUCCAAUCUUUCUGAUGAUUGGCGGCGAAUCACCAAGGCACCCUCGAUGGGUCGUCAACGAGAAUCUCACCUAUUUGAAAUGGGCAAAAACGUUCGGAGCAACGGUCUAUCUUCUAGAACACAGAUACUAUGGAGAGAGCAAUCUGAUCGGGUACGAGUCUAUC